Populus nigra (black poplar) is the source of this 957-nucleotide messenger RNA. Its product is annotated as zinc finger protein ZAT3-like. NCBI's taxonomy places the organism in Eukaryota, Viridiplantae, Streptophyta, Magnoliopsida, Malpighiales, Salicaceae. The record is from RefSeq and is a predicted model, not a curated record. The transcript has a single exon. Bases 1 to 957 code for a protein of 318 amino acids.
AUGACAAACCACAAUACCGAUCCCGACCCUGAUUUCGGCCUUCCAUCAUCUUCUUCUAUCCCUACCACAUACUACCAUCAAAAUCCACGUAAAAAACGAACUAAGUUGAUCAAGAUUGAACCAAGUUUGCUCCCUUCUAGUACAAUAUCGAAGCCAAAAUAUUACAAAAAGCCUGACCCUUCUGCACCCAAGAUCACAAGACCUUGUACCGAGUGUGGCAAGAAGUUUUGGUCAUGGAAAGCACUCUUUGGUCACAUGAGAUGUCACCCUGAAAGACAGUGGCGUGGAAUUAAUCCACCACCCAAUUAUCGCAGGCCUACUUCGCCUAUUCAACUGUUAAGUAUUGUUAGUCCUACUAAUUGGGAAGACAUGUUGACCGCAGAGGAUCAUGAGGUGGCUUCAUGUUUGUUAAUGUUGGCUAAUAGUGAUGGUGCAAUAAUGUUGGAGCGUAACGAGUUUGGUGGUGGGGUUGUUGCUGGUAGUUCUCAUCAAGCUCAAGAUCAUGAUCAAGUGAAUUGUACUCGUGUCGAGUGUUCGAGUUGCGAGAAGGUUUUUGGGUCACACCUGGCACUAGGGGGUCGUAGGGCCAGUCACAAGAAUGUGAAGGGUUGUUUUGCUAUAAAGAGGAAUGAUGGUUGUGAGGUAGUUGAGGAUCAUAGUGGGAGUGGUGAUGUGAAGGAGAAUGUGGAAGAUAAUAGCAAGGCAUUGAUGGUGUUAGGGCACAAGUGUAGUAUUUGCUCGAGGGUGUUUCCUAGUGGACAGGCACUGGGCGGACACAAGAGAUGCCAUUGGGAGAAAGGGGAAGAAAUCUCAUCAUCCAUGAAUCAAGGAGGACUUCAUGUUCUUACAGAAAAGGAAGGUUGUGUGUUGGACCUCAAUUUGCCAGCCCCAGUGGAAGAUGAAUCAUCCUCUUUUUAUUCCUCAGGUCUCACUUUGGACUUGAGAUUGGGCCUCUGA